This is a messenger RNA of Diceros bicornis minor, 2463 nucleotides long. It is a transcript of the gene CABLES2, whose product is annotated as Cdk5 and Abl enzyme substrate 2. The transcript is spliced from 10 exons. Lineage: Eukaryota; Metazoa; Chordata; Mammalia; Perissodactyla; Rhinocerotidae. Gene Ontology annotation, biological process: regulation of cell cycle. The coding region runs from base 1 to 1548 and encodes 515 amino acids. The record is from RefSeq and is a predicted model, not a curated record.
AUGGCCGCGGCCGCGGCGGGUGGAGCCCCGGGCCCGUGCCCCGGCCCCGCCGCCAGGGCCCCGCCGCCCGCCGCCCCCGGCCCCGGCCCCGCCGCCAGGGCCCCGCCGCAGGCGCUGCGGAGGCGCGGGGACUCGCGGCGCCGCCAGGCCGCGCUCUUCUUUCUCAACAACAUCUCCCUGGACGGGCGGCCCCCGAGCCUGGGCCCGGGCGGGGAGAAGCCCCCGCCGCCGCCGCCGCCGCCGCCGCCGCCCGCCGAGGCCCGCGAGCCGCCCGCGCCCCCGCCGCCGCCGCCGCCACCCCCGGGGCCCGAGCCCGCGCCCGCCCGCGGGGCCCCGCCGCCCGCCGUGCUGCCCGUGCUGCCCGUGCCCGCGGGCCGGCCGUCGGCGCCCCAGGGCCUGCUCAGCCCCGCGCCCGCGCCCCCCGCCGGACUCGGCCUGGGCCUGGGCCUGGGCCUGGACGGGCAGCGCCAGAGAAGGAGAGUUGCCUCCCAGCGCUGCUCCCUCGAGUUUCUGGAAGAUGCGGUGGGAUGUGCCUCCAUCCAAAGAACCAAACACGUAUCUGGAUCCCCGAGACAUAAAGGCCUGAAGAAGACACACUUCAUCAAGAACAUGAGGCAGUACGACACCAGGAACAGCAGGAUUGUCCUGAUCUGUGCCAAGCGGUCCCUGUGUGCAGCCUUCUCGGUCCUGCCCUAUGGAGAAAGCCUGCGGGUCAGUGACCUGAGAGUGGACAGCCAGAAGCAGAGGCAUCCGUCCGGCGGCGUUUCCAUUUCUUCUGAGAUGGUCUUUGAGUUGGAAGGCGUUGAGCUGGGAGCAGAUGGAAAGGUCGUGUCUUAUGCCAAGUUCCUGUACCCCACCAACGCCCUGGUCACACACAAGACCAACAGCCACGGCCUGCCGCCCCAGCCUCGGCCCAGCGUCCCCCGGGCUCUGCCAGGGUCAAGAUACAAACCUGCCCCUGCCAAGUCGGCACCAGCCAGCACGGAACUAGGGGGUGACGCAGGGGACGCCCUGGAGUACAACCCCAACCUCCUGGACGACCCCCAGUGGCCCUGCGGCAAGCACAAGCGGGUCCUCAUCUUCGCGUCGUACAUGACCACGGUGAUAGAGUACGUGAAGCCCUCCGACCUCAAGAAGGACAUGAAUGAGACUUUCCGGGAGAAGUUCCCGCACAUCAAGCUGACGCUGAGCAAAAUUAGGAGUUUGAAACGGGAGAUGCAGAAUCUCUCCGAGGAGUGCAGCCUGGAGCCAGUGACCGUGUCCAUGGCCUACGUGUACUUCGAGAAGCUCGUCCUGCAGGGCAAGCUCAACAAGCAGAACCGCAAGCUGUGCGCGGGGGCGUGUGUGCUGCUCGCAGCCAAGAUCAGCAGUGACCUCCGCAAGAACGAGGUGAAGCAGCUCAUCGACAAGUUAGAAGAAAGGUUUCGCUUCAACAGACGGGAUCUCAUCGGGUUUGAGUUCACAGUGCUCGUGGCCUUGGAGCUCGCUCUCUAUCUCCCCGAGAACCAGGUGUUACCUCACUACAGACGCCUCACGCAGCAGUUCUAGCCAAGGUGGCCUCUGAUGGGAGGAGGCGCUCCAAGCCACAGCCCCCCAGCACACACAUUUGUGGCCGGGGGGGUGUCCCGGGCUCUGAAACGCCUGCCCUCGGCCCCCAUUGCUGCACCCACCUGGCGGGGCCGCUGUGCAGCCUUCACACCCUCGCUUCCUUGGAGGGUCACUGCUUUCAUUCCAGAAGGCACCACACCACCACGGUUUUUCUGAGAAUUGCCUGCAUUCUUACGUGAACAAACUGUGGGGUUUUGUUUGUUUCUUUUUCUUCAUGUGCCUGAGACUGGUCUGGCUGCAGGACCUUUGAUGUCCACUGCGUGGUGGUGAACCCUGACUGUGGUGUGUUUCUCCUUUGCAUCGCCUUGCCUCCUGCAAACCAUCGCAGCCACUGCACUGGUGCCCUGGUGGAGACCUGGUCUCCAGAUCUCCCUGAACACGCUCAAAUGACUGAAGUUAAUGUCUGAAGCAUUCAUCUUGGCUACUUCGGGUUUUCAGAUGUGGAAACACAGCGCUGUGGAACACACCCCGCCCCCAUGGCCUGGCUCCCUCCCAGCCCAGCAAAGCCCUGGGGGUUGUCCACUCGCCCCCCCACAUCCACAAGCAGAGCUCUGGCGUCAGGUUAAGCCAAGAGCAGACUCCUGGUUGGAUUUCAUUUUUAACUCUUGAACCUCUGUUCUUCCGAGCAUCACGUCACUGUGAAAUCCUGAUACCCCAAGUGUCGCACGCUCCAGCCGGCGCCUCGGCACACACUAGCCCACCCUGUGGGGGGUCCAUCCUUCACUGCUCACCAGGAAAAUGCUGCUUGCCCGCGACACUCUGGACCUUCUGGGUGACUGGACUGACGGUGCUUGGUUCUUGAUCUUCCUGGGCAACAUUGUGACGGAGGGAAACAGCGCAUUCAUUGUCACUUGG